Neltuma alba is the source of this 1266-nucleotide messenger RNA. RefSeq names its product protein DOWNY MILDEW RESISTANCE 6. NCBI's taxonomy places the organism in Eukaryota, Viridiplantae, Streptophyta, Magnoliopsida, Fabales, Fabaceae. The coding region runs from base 151 to 1167 and encodes 338 amino acids. The transcript has 4 exons. The record is from RefSeq and is a predicted model, not a curated record.
GCUGAUCCUCUGUCCCUAGUUCCCACUUCCUACUUGUACGCAGAGCAGCGGGGCUAUUAGGUUCUUGCUUUUUUCUUUGCUUUUGGUUUUUGACCCCCUUCCCAACCCACCUCCAAAGAUUCAAUUUUUAUAUUUCCCAACCUCUAAAUUAUGGAGACCAAGGUGCUGUCCUCCGGAGCCCCCUUCUCCACCUUGCCGGCCAGUUACGUCCGACCAGAAUCCGACCGACCUCGCCUGUCCGAUGUUUCCACCUGCGAAGAUGUUCCCAUCAUCGACCUUGCUUCUCCCGACAGAGCUCUUCUUCUUCUUCAAAUUCGCGAGGCCUGCAAAUCCUAUGGAUUUUUUCAGGUGAUUAAUCACGGGGUGCCUGGAGAAGUUGUGAACAAUAUGUUAGAAGUGGCAUAUGAGUUCUUCAAGCUGCCGGUGGAGGAGAAGAUGAAGCUGUACUCAGAUGAUCCGUCAAAAACAAUGAGAUUGUCAACGAGUUUUAAUGUGAAGAAGGAGAAGGUCCAUAACUGGAGAGACUACCUAAGGCUCCAUUGUCACCCUCUGGACGAGUAUCUGCCCGAGUGGCCUUCCAACCCUCCUUCCUUCAAGGAAAUAGUGAGAAGAUACUGCCUGGAAGUGAGGGCACUGGGCAUGAGAAUAGAAGAGGACAUAGGGGAGAGCCUGGGACUGCGCAAGGAUCACAUCAAGGAGGUGCUGGGAGAUCAAGGGCAGCACAUGGCCGUCAACUACUAUCCCGCAUGCCCUCAACCCGACCUCACCUACGGCUUGCCGGGUCACACUGACCCCAACGCCCUCACUAUCCUCCUCCAGGACCUCCAAGUCGCCGGCCUCCAGGUCCUCAAAGACCGCCGGUGGCUCGCCGUUAAUCCCCACCCUCAUGCUUUCGUCAUCAACAUCGGCGAUCAGCUCCAGGCGCUGAGUAAUGGAGUUUAUAAGAGCGUGUGGCACCGGGCUGUUGUGAACGCGGAGAAGCCCAGGCUUUCAGUGGCUUCGUUUCUGUGCCCAUCUAAUGAGGCAUUGAUCGGUCCCGCCGAGCAGUUGACGCAAAAUGGAUCAGAACCCAUAUACAGGGCCUUCACCUAUGCCGAAUAUUAUAACAAGUUCUGGAGCAGGAACCUGGAUCAAGAUCACUGCCUGGAGCUCUUCAGGAACCAGUAACUGUGUCCUCUCAUUCCCUCAAUUUCUAUGUAACAUAAAACUUCUUGGUAGGGUGUGUGUGUGUGUGUGUGUUUUAUGGGAGAAGUGGAGUGAUGGCCG